UUUACAUACUCUGCUGAAGCUGUCUUGUCUGUCUAUUUAAGGUCAAUUCAGUCUAUAGCUUCUUGAUUUCUCUUCGAGCCUCUAUCAGGCUGAAAUAUUUGGUUACAAUAACAAAAAGUCUCACACUAGCAAUUUCCACCGCAAUUUUGAUCAAGAUGAAGACUUUCGAAUUAGCAUCUCUCUCUAUAACCUUCCUACUAGCAUUUCUUCACAACAGCGAAGUCAGAGCCGACAAUCCUAUAAUACAGACCAUAUACACAGCAGAUCCAGCACCAAUUGUAUAUAAUAAUCGUCUAUAUUGCUUCACCGACCAUGAUUUGCCAGGCUCGACCUUCUUUAAUAUGACAGACUGGCGGCUAUUUUCGACUGUUGAUAUGGUAAACUGGCAAGACCAUGGUGUAGUGAUGAGUCUGAAAACUUUCAGUUGGGCUAGUGCCAAUGCUUGGGCCGGCCAAGUCAUCAAUCGAAACAAUAAAUUCUACUACUAUGCCCCGAUGACCCACGGUGCGACGGGAGCUAUGGCUAUCGGUGUUGGCGUGAGCAACAACAUUACUGGCCCAUAUGUUGACGCGCUUGGUCAUCCCCUUGUGGAGAACAACGAGAUCGACCCAACUGUCUUUAUCGAUGAUGAUGGCCAAGCGUACCUUUACUGGGCUAACCCGGAUCUCUGGUAUGUGAAGCUAAACGAAGACAUGAUAUCAUAUAGCGGCAGUCCCGCACAAAUCCAGCUCACCGUUGCCGGCUUUGGUGCUCGUCAGGGUAAUGAGAAUCGAACUACUUCGUUCGAAGAAGGUCCUUGGGUCUACAAGCGAAAUGGAAUUUACUAUAAUGUUUUCGCUGCCGACUGCUGCUCCGAAGAUAUUCGCUAUUCAACAAGUCCGGGUCCGCUCGGCCCGUGGACAUACCGAGGCGUUGUGAUGCCAACUCAAGGCUCAAGCUUUACAAACCAUCCAGCCGUUAUUGACUUUAUGGGAAAUUCAUACUUCUUCUAUCAUAACGGUGCUUUACCUGGAGGUGGUGGGUUUGAUCGGUCUGUGGCGGUUGAAAAAUUUGUGUACAAUGCAGAUGGCUCCAUCCCUCAAAUCAACAUGACCACCGCCGGCGCUCCACGGAUAAAUACUCUGAACCCCUACCAACGCCAAGAGGCAGAGUUGAUCGCCUGGUCAUCUGGUGUUUCAACCGAGAUGUGUAGUGAGGGAGGUCUAGACGUUUGUAAUAUUAAUAAUGGCGACUACGUCAAAGUCGAAGGCGUUGAUUUUUCUGCAAAUGGUGCCUCAGUUGGUGCCAAAUCUUUCUCGGCUCGUGUCGCUUCUGCAACCAGUGGUGGGAAUAUCCAGUUGCACUUAGACAGCGUUGGUGGCGCACUGGUCGGCAGCUGUACUGUCCCUAGUACUGGUGGUUGGCAAACUUGGACUACUAUUAACUGCUCCGUAAGCGGUGCUACAGGAGUUCGGGAUUUGUUCUUUGUGUAUACUGGCGGUGGCACCGGUUUUCUAUUUAACAUCAACUGGUGGCAAUUCAGUUAGAAAAUGGUAAUACACUUUACACUUUUAUUAGAGGCCGUUUAUCCAGUAUCCAAGCAGAUUCCAAAAGGGAGGGCUUGUAUAAGGAAGUACCACACAUUUAACAACUAUACCACUAUGUUACAGCGCUUAACCGCUAUAAUACAGCUGCAAUAGCUAUAACGUAGUGUUUAACAGCUCUAUUAUCGC
Molecule: messenger RNA, 1712 nt
Organism: Trichoderma asperellum CBS 433.97
Lineage: Eukaryota; Fungi; Ascomycota; Sordariomycetes; Hypocreales; Hypocreaceae
Biological process (GO): carbohydrate metabolic process
Molecular function (GO): carbohydrate binding; hydrolase activity, hydrolyzing O-glycosyl compounds
Source: RefSeq, a predicted model, not a curated record